This is a messenger RNA of Fraxinus pennsylvanica, 1323 nucleotides long. The record is from the annotation of a GenBank genome assembly. Lineage: Eukaryota; Viridiplantae; Streptophyta; Magnoliopsida; Lamiales; Oleaceae.
AUGGCUUCUGCUUCUACGUCUCUCGGUAUAUCCAUUGCACUCCACUGUACAACUUCCCACAAAGAAACCCUAUUUCUAGGCCGUCCCAGAACCACUAUAACCAAUCCUAUCUUGCCACGUCAUCCCUCUUACCGCACCUCUGUCCUUUCUUUUUCCCGCCGCCGCCGGAACACCUCCGCCCCCUCUCCCAUUGCUUCCAAGAAAGUCAACAAGAAAAAAUUGACUCACAAAAAGGUCGAAGAAGAUGAUAAUAUAGAUGAAGAUGCCUUCGAUGCACUUUUCCACAUGCUUGAAGAAGACUUGAAAAAUGAUAAUUUAUCUGUAAACGAUGGUGAAGGCGAUGAUAUAACUGAGGAAGAUAUGUUGAAGCUCGAGCAUGAAUUAGCGGAGGCUCUGGCAGAUGAUGAAUUAUUAGGAGCGCUUGCUUCUACUGUAGGUGGAGAAACUGAGAAUGAAGUUGAAGAAGAAGAUGAUGGUGGCGAUGAAAAUGAAGGGGAAGGUGAAGGCGACGAUGAUGAAGAAGAAGAGGAAAUGCCUUUAAAUCUUAAGAAUUGGCAACUUAGGAGAUUGGCAUAUGCUCUGAGAAAUGGUCGGCGUAAGACUAGUAUAAAAAAUCUUGCUGCAGAACUGUGUCUUGAUAGAGCUGUCGUUCUUAAAUUUCUUCGUGACCCUCCUCCAAAUCUUGUAAUGAUGAGUGCUGCUUUACCUGAUCAACCUGUUUCAACAAUCUUGGAGCCUGCAGAGGAAACUGAUACAACUGUUCCCAUGGGCACAAUCCCCAUGAACACAGCACAUGAUGCAAAGCCAAAAACUGAGGCGAAACUGCCAGUUCAUGUUAUGCAGAAUAACUGGUCUGCUCAAAAGAGACUGAAGAAAGUGCAGCUUGAAACUCUUGAACAAGUCUACAGACGUACAAAGCGCCCAACUAAUGCCAUGAUUAGCAGCAUUGUGCACGUGACAAAUCUACCUCGGAAAAAAGUUGUAAAAUGGUUUGAAGAUAGACGGGCUGAAGACGGGGUUCCUGACUCUCGCGUUCCUUAUCAACGUUCUGCUCCUGAGACUAGAUCUUCAAAAUCAUUCAGAAGGCAAGGCUCAUCAGGUUCAGUUUGGAAUGAAAAAAUAGCUGAGAAAUUGAAUCAAGUGAAAAACGCAGAGCUCAGGCAUUGCCAGAGUACUGGUGGUGGUGGAAUGGCGGAAGCACCACCAGUUUAUAUGCGCAGUUUAUCAGCUCCGACAACAAAACCGCUGUUGCUGGAAUCAGUUAGAAAUGGAUUUGCCGGCGGUGGCAACGCAAAUGAACAUGAAGAGAAGCCUAAGUUAUGA